AUGAAUAAAUUCGUCGUCUUGGAAGAGUACGCAUCGGAAAAAGGUUCACUCCCAACGCGGUUGCAUUUUGUGCGAGAAAUUGGUGAAGGGCAGGGGUGGAGAAAGAAUCGACUCAAUCUGCCAGAUAGAUGUUACAUCGGUAACACGACAAUGGACCCUGAAUUGGCCUUGAUUCAGGCAAACAUCACAUCAAUUCGCGCCACUUCACUUGUUUUGGAUCCAUUUUGCGGAACGGGGGGUCUUCUCGUCCCGGCUGCCGAUUUUGGAGCUUCAGUUAUUGGAACAGAAAUCAACUAUUCGAUCGGUUUUGCGCAGGGGAAAUCGUCAAGACACGACAAGAAGUUGUUGACAAAUGAGUCGGUGGAGGGAAACUUUAUACAAUAUGGAACACGGGAUAAAUUCCUCUCGUUGAUCUUGGCUGACGCCUCACUACACGAUUUAUGGGCAGCAAGGCCGAUUUUUGAUGCAAUUGUCGCCGAUCCACCGUACGGUGUUCGCGAGAAAAGUCGUAAAAUUGGACCAAAGGAACGUAAGGAGCACUGGACUUUGCCGAAGACAGCCCCCGAAGAACAUCCAAAACACUAUCCAGAGAAGCAAACAUACAAUCUCGAUUCGGUUUUUUCGGAUCUUCUCGAUCUCGCGGCCAAAUCGCUUGUUGUUGGUGGAAGGAUUUCUUUCUGGUUUCCUGUGUUACUGGAGAAAUACUCUGACAACAUUUUACCGAUUCAUCCAUGUCUUCGACUGAUGACAAAUUGUGAGCAACGGCUGACAAUAAGAACAAGUCGACGUCUGCUCACCUACGAGAAAGAUCGAGAACCGUUUGAAGAUGAACGAGCGUCGACACGAAUGCUUCAAUUUGAGGAGAAAUCUUUUCGAGAAGUUGCCUUGCAGGUAAAGAAG
Molecule: messenger RNA, 900 nt
Organism: Mesorhabditis belari
Lineage: Eukaryota; Metazoa; Nematoda; Chromadorea; Rhabditida; Rhabditidae
Source: the annotation of a GenBank genome assembly